Molecule: messenger RNA, 2368 nt
Organism: Xyrauchen texanus (razorback sucker)
Lineage: Eukaryota; Metazoa; Chordata; Actinopteri; Cypriniformes; Catostomidae
Gene: tmx1
Product: thioredoxin-related transmembrane protein 1
Exons: 8
Coding region: 31-882 (283 amino acids)
Source: RefSeq, a predicted model, not a curated record
CGGAAGGGAAGCAGCAGUGUAUGCUGAAACAUGGCGUGCGCAUACACACGCAGAGAGAUGACAGCCGGCGUGUGUUUGUUUUCUGCACUUAUCUCCGCAUGUGUGAUGUUACAGCCCUCAUCGGCCAAACCGGGCAAUUUAAGGGUUAUCACAGAUGGAAACUGGGAGGACAUCCUGACAGGGGAAUGGAUGAUCGAGUUUUUUGCUCCAUGGUGCCCAGCCUGCCAACAGCUCCAGCCCGUGUGGAAUGAGUUUGCAGAAUGGAGUGAAGAUUUGGGGGUGAAUAUUGCCAAAGUGGAUGUCACAGAGCAGCCAGGUUUGAGUGGGAGGUUUAUCAUCACAGCUCUGCCAACUAUCUACCACUGUAAAGACGGUGUAUUUCGGCAGUAUCAAGGAGUCCGAUCUAAAAAUGAGUUCCUGAGCUUCAUUGAUGAGAAGAAAUGGCAGAGCAUAGAGCCGGUCUCUUCCUGGUUUGGCCCUUCAUCCUUCCUAAUGAACGUGAUGUCGGCCCUCUUUAAGUUAUCCAUGUUCAUUCGGCAUUGCCAUAAUUACUUAACAGAGCAGCUGGGCAUCCCAGUGUGGGGCUCAUAUGGAAUUUUUGCUCUUGCAACACUUUGCUCAGGAUUGACCCUUGGAUUGGUACUGGUUUUCACUGCAGAUUUUGUGUUCCCAUCUCGCCGGUUUACACCAGAUUAUUACCACAAAAAACAGCCUGCAGGACAGGCGCGUCUCCUGCAGCAGUCAGAGGAUGAGCAGGAAGCAGACGGAGAGGAAGAGGAUGAUGAAGAUGAGUACGGAGGAAAGGCUGAAGAGUGGCGACGAGUGGGCAGUGCUGAUGCUCUCAGGAGAAGAGGUGUGGAUGUGCCAGAGGAGGAUACCUAGAGGACAGGAGAGGAACUGCCUCUAUCUCACUGUGCACAAACCACCACUCCAACCACAUCGCCAUGGCAACACCCACAUGUAUUGCCAUGACAGCACUCACUGAGCUUCUUGAUGUCAUAUGUGAUGUCUUAGCUCCCUUCCCAAAUAUUCAGUCACCUUUGACUUAAAGACUGGUGUGGUUUUGCUUCUCUCGGUUUCUUGCUACUGGUUUGUGUGUUUUCUCUUUCACAGUUGUCAAGUUUUUAUGAUUACACUCCUUGCUAUGCACUAUCUCUAGUGUGUGUGUGUGUGUGUGUGACAAAAAUAUUUUGACUUACAUUAAGGAAUAUCACGAGUCACAGCUGUAAUAUUACCCAUACAAAAAUAAGUAAAUAAGAGUAAAUAACUAAGAUAUCAACCUCACUGUGGAUCUCCAUUUUAGUUGUAAAUUAGGCUUUUGGGAAUUUGAAAAGUUUUGCGCUUUACUUUGUAUAUAUUUUACUAUUCAAACUUUUUGAAUGCCUGUUAUAUUAAGCCAGAAUGUUCAAUUUGCUAUUGUUUUAAGGUUUUUCUUCCACUUGGAGUUCAGCCUAAUUCUUUUUGCAAUUUUUGUUCUUUUUUUCAGUUUAGAAAAUGCCUGAAUUAACACCCGUGUAUAGACCUUAUUCACGUUAUCGCCAUCUUUGAUUUUUAAUGGGAAAGACAAUGAGACUGUGAGGGAUAGACUAACAGUCUCUUCAAUGGCACGAAUGGUAUAAAGCUCCUAGAUCACAUCUCCUUUUCCACAGCUCAUGUUGUCUGGAGUUUUUUGUAUACUGAAUGUUCUUGGACAGAUAUUUUAUCAAUGUUUUGUCCGCAGAAUGUUCCAAAACACUUUAAACUGCAGUACAUCACGUUGAAGAGACUGUAAGUCUAUCCUUCACAGCCUCAUUGUUAUUCCCAUUAAAAAUCAAAGAUGGCGCUUGCGUGAAUAAGGUCUAAAUGUAUUAACGUAUGUGUUUUUACUGAGGAUAUUUUGUUGGAUGAAAAUGAACCUGAGUGCAGUGACCAGAUUUAUUGCUGUUUGACACUUAAGGAAAUGUGCUGACAUUUGUUUAGAACAUAGUUCAUUGAAGUUUCAUGCCACAUAUGUUAUUGAUUUUAGAUGGUGUAUUAUGUUUUGUAUCAAGUUAAGGUGUCAAUUUGAGAUGUAUCUCUGUCUUGCAGUUUAUUUGUACCCUUUUUACAUCUGAUAUUUUCAUUCACUAAAACACUCUUUUGUGUGUUUGUGACGCAAAUCCCACUACUUUACACUCAUGACACCUGACCCUCUACUGACUCCUGACUUGCCCUCUAUAAUUGAAGUGUGUUGCGAUAUAUUCUGCUCGGCUACCCACAGCAAAAGUACUAAAGUGUGAAUGUGUGCAAUUUACAACUCUAUUGCUUACCGUGUGCGUGUGUACGAUUUUUGGGAUAAUUCUGGAUUUGAGAUUUGAGUGUGAAUCAGGACUGUUAAUAAACAGUUUAA